CUAGAGCUUGAUCAUUGCUGGUACAUUUAAUAUCCCAGAAAGAGUUUGAUCCAUCCCUUUCCUUGGAUGUAGUGUCACUUGAACUUUCCAGUUCUGACCCCGCUUGAAUGGCCAGGUCUGGUCAGCACCCUUCCCAUGGCUGGGAUGUCGGCGGAUGAAAGUGGCAAGAGGAAAAAGAAACAUGUGAUGCUCAUCUUGUAUUUGAAGAAGAAGACAAGGAAGAACCAGUGUCCCAACGUUGCAGAGCCUUCCACAUCUUCGGGCGCCAGCAGCCUCCCUCAUGUGCUGCCCUACUUCACCCGGAGCAAGGCUAAGUCUUCCCAGGCACCCGAAAAAAACGCCUGCCCAAGGCCACCGCUCUUUAUCCUCACCGACUUUCUCCAGCAAAGAACCUCCAGGGCAAAAAAAGCACCUCCAAGACGAAAGAAGAAACGUGCAAAGAAAAGGAAACCAAAGGAAACGGGAGACAAAGGAGGAGAGUACCCCGCCAACUGUCCUCUGGAUCGGGAACAACUGGGACGAUGUUCAUGGGCCUUCCUUCAUACAAUGGCAGCGUAUUACCAGGAGCGGCCCAGUAAGACCAAGCAGCAGGAAAUGACACAGUUCAUCCAUUUGUUUUCUAGGGUUUUCCCUUGUGAAAAGUGUGCAAAAGAACUGAGGAAAAGAAUAAAACGAAACCAGCCGGACGUCUCCAACAGGCGCAAUCUGACGCGGUGGCUUUGCCGGCUUCACAACGAAGUGAAUAAGAAGCUGAGGAAGCCGGUGUUUGACUGCUCUCUUGUAGACCAGCGUUGGCGCGACGGAUGGAAGGAUGGCUCCUGCGACUAGAACACUUGGGAGAAGUAUAGUUGUGCGGACUUGGAUUAAAACAUAGAGAUUUAACCAAAGCAAGGACGAUGGAGACCACAACGUUUUGUACUGGGGAAGAAAGGAUGCUUGAAACUUCCAUUUACGACAAACCACCGUUUCGUGUUUUGUCUGAAUAUUAGAAACCAUGGUUUGAAUAAAUUCCUAGUUAUCACACGAACGGCUACUAACUAUCCGUUUAUCCUUUGACGCUUGGGGCUUGUUAACUGUGGCUCUGCAUUAAUUGACUGAAGCUGUAAGAAUAUAUUGAUUAUUAAAUAUAUCUAUUGACUGAAGCUGCAAGAAUGUAUUAAUAAUUUAUUAAAUAGAUUUAUUGACUGAAGCUCAAUAUAUUUACAGGACAGGACAGGACAGGAUAGGAUAGCAUAGGAUAGGAUUCCCCAAUUGGUUGACGGAAACUGAA
Molecule: messenger RNA, 1270 nt
Organism: Sceloporus undulatus (fence lizard)
Lineage: Eukaryota; Metazoa; Chordata; Lepidosauria; Squamata; Phrynosomatidae
Product: FAD-linked sulfhydryl oxidase ALR-like
Exons: 3
Coding region: 136-828 (230 amino acids)
Biological process (GO): liver development
Cellular component (GO): mitochondrion
Molecular function (GO): flavin-dependent sulfhydryl oxidase activity; flavin adenine dinucleotide binding
Source: RefSeq, a predicted model, not a curated record